Molecule: messenger RNA, 1620 nt
Organism: Dichotomopilus funicola
Lineage: Eukaryota; Fungi; Ascomycota; Sordariomycetes; Sordariales; Chaetomiaceae
Product: Alpha/Beta hydrolase protein
Exons: 5
Coding region: 1-1620 (539 amino acids)
Source: RefSeq, a predicted model, not a curated record
AUGAAACCCUUCACCCUCCUCUUCACCUUCUUAACACCGCUAGUCGCCGCUUCGGCAUGCGGUCCCCCGAAAUGGAAGGUCGGGCAGACGGUCCAUACGACAAGCGGUUCCGUCCACGGACAUGCUGCGUCGACAGCGACAGAGGUGUCGGAGUAUCUGGGGAUUCCGUAUGCCCAGCCGCCGGUGAACAAGUUGAGGUUUUUGCCGCCGGUGCGGUAUCAUGGGAAGGGGAGGAUUGAUGGUGGGCGGUUUGGCCCAGCAUGCAUCCCCUCCAACAUCAGCGCAUACGACGCCGACUUCCCACAGUCGCUGAUCGAUUCCUACGGCAUCACCGACAUCGGCCGCGCAAUCAUCAAGACCAUGACCAACCCGGGCAUUCCCAUCAGCGAGGACUGUUUGACGCUGAACGUGUGGACCAAGCCGCAGACGGGCGAGAAGCAGAAACCGGUGCUGGUGUUUGUGCAUGGCGGGUCGUUUGUUUCUGGGAGCUCCGCUGUGCCAGCGUAUAACGGGCAGUUCUUUGCUGAGCAGGAGGAUGUGGUGUUGGUAACCAUCAACUACCGCAUCACCUUCUUUGGCUUCCCCGGCAACCCCCACAGCACGCGCAACCUCGGUCUGCUCGAUCAACGCCUGGCGCUCGAAUGGGUUCGCGAUAACAUUGCCCGGUUUGGCGGCGACCCCAAGCGCAUCACUCUGUUUGGCGAGUCCGCCGGUGGUGCUUCUGUCGACCACCACACCUUCGCCUUCGCCCACGACCCCAUCAUCGCCGGCGUGAUCCCCAUGUCCGGCACCGCCUCCGGCAUCACCCCCCGCCCUUCCGCCGCCGCCGCCUCCCUCUGGUACAACACCACCUCAGCCCUAGGUUGCGGCGACGCCACCACGCACCCCCCCUCCCUUGUCCUCUCCUGCAUGCAAAAAGUCCCCUACCCCUCCAUCCUCGCCACCCUCCUCAACACCAUCAACGCCCCGAUCCCCAUGUGCUACUCCCCCACCAUCGACGACCUCCACGUCUUCACCAACCCCUCCCAGCACCCCACCGCCAAAAUCCCCAUGCUCAUCGGCACCACCGACAACGAAUCCGGCCUGUUCAAAGUCUUCGUCCCUCCUUCCUUCGUCUCCGGCGACGGCAACCCCAACGCGACCUCUACCUCGCCGCAACAAAAUACCUUCUGGCACGGCGAAAACCAACGCACUUUCGUCUGUCCCGCCGCGGCGCGCGCCGCUCGCUCGGCCAGCGAAGGAAACCCCACCUGGCGGUACCGCUGGCAUGGUGUUUUUCCCAAUACCAACCUUGGGAACAAACCCGCUAGCGGGGCGUAUCACGAUUCGGAAACGGCGGUGUUGUUCGGGAAUGUGGACCAAAGCCAGGUGAGGAAUACGGAGGUGGAAGAGGCAACGGGACGGUAUUUGAGGGGUGCGUGGGCGGCGUUUGCGAGGGAUCCGGUGAGGGGGUUGGAGGGGUAUCGGGGGCCGAAGGGAUGGGGAAAUGUGGAGGAGAGGAAGGGGGAGAAUGGGUGGCCGAGGUAUGUGCCGGGGAAGGAGACGUUGGUUGAGUUGGGAUUGGAGGGGGUUGCGGGGAGGAGGUUGGUGAAGGGGAAGUUUUAUGAUGAUAAGUGUUAG